Molecule: messenger RNA, 1424 nt
Organism: Triticum aestivum (bread wheat)
Lineage: Eukaryota; Viridiplantae; Streptophyta; Magnoliopsida; Poales; Poaceae
Exons: 3
Coding region: 45-1064 (339 amino acids)
Molecular function (GO): protein binding
Source: RefSeq, a predicted model, not a curated record
GAUUCCGCCGCUCUCCGCCGGCGUGCCCACCCAGGGCCUUCUCAAUGGGAAUCUACGCCGCCGUGCUCAGGACGAAGCAGCGGCUGCGGGAACUCUUCUGUGCAAAUAGUCAAUCAGGGUCUUCCGAAGAUGCGUUUGAGAAACUCCCCGUGGACGUCAUGCACCAUAUAUAUUCUCUCCUGCCACUGCGAGAUGCUGCUCGUGCCGCCUGCGUCUCCCAUGGAUUUCUGCUUUUCUGGAGAUGCUAUUCCAACCUUACAUUCAACGUGUCAACACUUGGGUUGGCUCGCAAGAAAUCCGAGGAUUGGGGAAUCUUUCUCAUCGAUAUAGUUGACCGCAUUCUUAGGAACCAUUCUGGGAAUGGGGUGGAGACACUCGAUCUGUGCCUCCUAUCUUGCGAAAAUAUUGACCCUUCCUACCUGGACAGAUGGCUGCAGAUUGCUGUUCGUUUGGGGAUCAAAGAACUUAAGUUGGAGAUGUCUAACUUCAUGAAGAAAAAGUACAGCUUCCCAUGUUCGGUUCUGUCUGAUGAUGCAGCUGCAAGUUCGAUUCGGUCUCUUUGCCUCAGCGCUUGCGUCUUUCGUCCCACAACAACACUUGGCUGCUUGAGAAGACUGAACGCAUUAUCCCUGUUUUCUGUCCAGAUUACUGAUGAGGGAUUAGGGCACUUGCUCUCGAAAUCUUUCGCCUUGCAGCAGUUAUUUAUCUUCGGAUGCAAUGCGAUAACAUGUGUGAAGAUACCUUCCAUGCUGCAGCAACUCAAGCUCCUCACUAUUAAAUUGUGUGAGAAGCUGCAGGUGGUAGAGAUCAAUGCUCCAAGGCUCUCCUCUUUUCACUUUGAUGGAGCGCUAGUAAAAAUCUCGGUUGUGGAUCCUUCACCGCUUAGGGAUGUCUAUUUUUCAUCCCCCCGUCAGUCCCGCAUGCUGUCUUAUGCUCGUACGAGGCUUCCAUCCAUCACACGAAAUGUUAGGUGCCUGACCCUGGUGUCUUCUGAUGAGGUAUGCAUUGGGUUUUUACAGGUUAUUCUGUAUAAACAUAUAAAGUGGAUGGUUAUGAUACAAUAGUUUCCAUCUGAACAGUCUAAACUCUUUAAUCCAAUUUCAUAAUUCUUCAUACAAUGGUUUGGAAUUUCUUGACCCGUUCUAUGCUUAUUGUCUCAUAAUUACUCCCAAGUCACUGUAUAACUGAGAAUCAUCGUUCUUGAAUAAAUUUUUACGUAUUAUUUCAGUAUUUCUUCUUUCGAAAAAAUCAUGGUAUUAAUCCUUGAGAUGUGCACAUCAUCUGAAAUUAUCAACAACAUUUUCUGAUUUUAGGUCUAACUGUACAGUGCUUGGUAUAAGGGCUUAUAUAUUUUGUGCUUUUGUAAUAUUUUAAAUUUAAUAUAAAUUAUCCUUUCAUAUAAGAGAUGUCACAUUUACAUGUUU